AUGUUGCCUGAGGAAAACACACGGAAGAUGAGAAAGAGGAAGGAACAGGAGUCAGGCAUGGCUCUUUCUCAGGGAUCAUUGACAUUCACUGAUGUGGACAUAGAGUUCUCUCAGGAGGAGUGGGAAUGCCUGAACCCUGCUCAGAGGACUUUGUACAGGGAUGUGAUGCUGGAGACCUACAGGAACCUGCUCUCUGUGGAUAUCUCUUACAAACCUGUGAUCAAGAAAUUACAACUGAAAACAAACUCUGAUAGAGGAGAGGUAUUCAAGUCAUGGAUACUGGGAAGACCUGAAAGGAAUGAAAUGGACCUUUCUUACCUUAGGGUCAUUCAGGAAAAUAUAUAUGACUUUCAGUCUAAGCAGAAAGAUGAGGAAGAAAAUUACAAAGGAAUGCUUAUAACCCAUAAUGAAAAUCUAACUGAUAAUAAAGAUCAACAUGAUGAAAGUGUUGCCAGAAUCAAGCCUAUUGAAAAUUGGCUUGCCUUAAGCUUUCAGGAUGAACUGCAUAUUUUUAAAAGUGAAGACAAAACUGAUAAAUUCAUUCAAGCUGACAAGAUUCUCAAUAGUUGUGCCCCAUUUUCACUGCUUCAAAGAAUUUCUUCUAGUGUAGAAAUGAAUGUUUCUGAUAUAUAUUGGAGUAAUUACAUGCAUCCUUUAAUAGUGACACAAAACCAGGAAGCACAGAGGGAAAGACUUUACAAAUGUGGUGAGGAUGGCAAAAUCUUUCUUCAGAGAUCAAACCUCAGUAGACAUCAGGUCGUCCAUACAGAGGAGAAACUACAUAUAUGUGAUGUAUGUGAAAAAGUCUUUAGUCAAAAUUCACACCUUGCAAAUCAUCAGAGAAUUCAUACUGGAGAAAAACCUCACAGAUACAAUGAAUGUGGCAAGCUCUUUGGUCAAAAAACACACCUUACAAAUGACUUGAAAAUUCACACUAGAGAGAAACCUUACAAAUGCAAUGAGUGUGGCAAGGUCUUUAGUCAAAAAGCAACCCUUACACGUCAUCAGAGAAUUCAUUCUGGAGAGAAACCCUACAGAUGUAAUGAGUGUGGCAAGGUCUUUAGGGAAGAGGCAACCCUUGUCAUUCCAAGACAUAAGAGAAUUCAUACUGGAGAAAAACCUCACAGAUGUAAUGAGUGUGGCAAGCUCUUUGGUCAAAAAACACACCUUACAAAUCACUUGAAAAUUCACACUAGAGAGAAACCUUACAAAUGCAAUGAGUGUGGCAAGGUCUUUAGUCAAAAAGCAACCCUUACACGUCAUCAGAGAAUUCAUUCUGGAGAGAAACCCUACAGAUGUAAUGAGUGUGGCAGGGUCUUUACGGAAGAGGCAACCCUUGUCAUUCCAAGACAUAAGAGAAUUCAUACUGGAGAGAAACCUUACAAAUGUGAUGAAUGUGGCAAGGCCUUUAGUCAAAAAUCAAACCUUGGAAUUCAUCAGAGAAUUCAUACUGGAGAGAAACCUUACAAAUGUAACGAGUGUGGCAAAAGCUUUAAUCGGAACUCAGCCCUCACUCAGCAUAAAUUAGUCCAUAGAGAAGAGAUAUCAUAUAAGUGUGAUGUAUGUCACAGGGUCUUCCAUUGUCAUUCAAACUGUGCAAGACAUCAGAGAGUCCAUACUGGAGAGAAACCUUACAAAUGUAAUAAUUGUGACAAGGUCUUUAGUCAGAAAAUAAACCUUAAAAUUCAUAAUAGAAUUCAUACUGGAAGGAAACUUUAUAAAUGUAAUGAAUGUGGCAAGGUCUUUUGGCAUAGGGCCACCUUUUCAUUUCAUCAGCAUAUUCAUGCUAGAGAGAGACCUUACAAAUAUAAUGAGUGUGGCAAGGACUUUAGUCAAAAAGAAAGUCUUGCAGUUGAUCAUCAAAGAAGUCAUUCUGGGGAGAAACCUUACAAAUGUCAUGAGUGUGGCAAGGUUUUCAGUAGAAAGAAUUACCUUCCAAUUCAUAAUAGAAUUCAUACUGGAGAGAAACCUUACCAAUGUAAUGAUUGUGGCAAGCUUUUUCAGUACAAGUACAGCCUUGCAAGCCAUCUGAUUAUUCAUACUGGAGAGAAACCUUACAAAUGUAACGAGUGUGGCAAGCUUUUUCAGCAUAAGAACAGCCUUACAAGCUAUCUGAGGACUCAUACUGGAGAGAAACCUUACAAAUGUAAUGAGUGUGGGAAGGUCUUCAGCAACAAGAGCUACCUUACACGUCAUAAUACAGUUCAUACUGGAGAGAAACCUUACAAAUGUAAAGAGUGUGGCAAGAUGUUUCAGCGAACAUCCGCCCUUUCAGUUCAUAAGCCAGUUCAUACAGGAGAGAAACCAUAUAAAUGUGACAUAUGUGGAAAAGCCUUUAGUGAAAACACAAGACUUACAGUUCAUAGGAGAAUUCAUACUGGAGAGAAACCAUAUAAAUGUCAUAUAUGUGGAAAAGCCUUUAGUCAAAACGGAACACUUAUAGUUCAUAGGAGAAUUCAUACUGGAGAGAAACCAUAUAAAUGUGAUAUAUGUGGCCAGUGCUUUACUCAAAAUGCACACCUUGGGAUUCAUCGUAGAAUUCAUACUGGAGAGAAACCGUAUACAUGUGAAGCAUGCAGAAAAGCUUUUAGGGCUUAUUCAGACUUAAGUAAACAUCAAGCAAUUCAUAAAGGAGAGAAACCAUAUAUAUGUAAUUUAUGUGGCAAAGCCUUCAGUUUCAGGUCUUAUUUUACACUCCAUUGGAGAAUUCAUACUGGAGAGAAACCGUAUCAGUGUGAUGUAUGUGGCCAGUGCUUUAGUGGAAAUUCAUACCUUAGGAGUCAUUGGAGAAUUCAUACUGGAGAGAAACCUUACAAAUGUAAUGAGUGUGGCAAAGCCUUCGGUCAGAGUACAGGCCUUAAAGCUCAUCAGAGAAUUCAUACUUUAGAGAAACCAUAUAAAUGUGAUGAGUGUCAUUAUCAGAGAAAUGCAAAUCAAAACCACAAUGAGUGCACAUCCAGACUUUACUAUAAACAUCAAGCAGUUCACACAGGAGAGAAUCCAUAUAAAUGUAAUUUAUGUGGCAAAGCCUUGAGGUACACGGCUUCCUUUGCAAUUCAUCACAGAACUCAUACUGGAGAGAAACCAUACAAAUGUGAUGAGUGUGGCAAAGCUUAUGCUGCACGUUCAACCUUUAUUUACCAUCAAGCAAUACAUAUGGGAGAGAAACCAUAUAAAUGUAAUUUGUGUGGCACAGCCUUCAGGUACAGGACCUACUUUUCAGUUCAUCAAAUAAUUCAUAACGGAGAAAUCAGACACGACUGA
Messenger RNA from Rangifer tarandus platyrhynchus (Svalbard reindeer), 3264 nucleotides. The record is from the annotation of a GenBank genome assembly. Lineage: Eukaryota; Metazoa; Chordata; Mammalia; Artiodactyla; Cervidae.